Molecule: messenger RNA, 267 nt
Organism: Rotaria sordida
Lineage: Eukaryota; Metazoa; Rotifera; Eurotatoria; Philodinida; Philodinidae
Source: the annotation of a GenBank genome assembly
AUGCAAGACAAAUCACUAAUAAAGCAAGCUAUGAAGCAAUCAAUGAUAAGUAUAUUUUUCAUUGUUUUAAUAUUCAUUGCAUGGACCUCAAUGCUCACUGAUGCACGUCAAUGUUGGGGAAGUGGAUAUGGUGGUUGCAAUGACAGUGGAUGCAAUGCGGCGGGAGGCUAUUGUCGAAAUUUUGGACGACCACCAAAUAACGACUGCAGAUGCGUCGGCAAAACAAGGGGAUCCUCACCUCGACGACGUAACAGGCCACAUGGAUAA